GAAGAUCUUUCGCAUCCUUCGUGUGUUGUGGCACCUCACUCGUCAUCCUGUCGUCUCCUCGCGUCUUUCGUCUCGGCAUCCUUCUGUCCUUUGCUCUCAUCCGCAUCCCAGCCCUUCGCUUAAUCGGCAGCAGCAGCAGCGGCCGCAAACCAGCCUCCCUCUCAUAUUCGCAUCAAAGAUCAAAGAUGCCUCCCUCUCUCUCAUCUGACGAGCGCGAGAGCCGGCCCUUCGACGUGAUUGUCUGGGGAGCCACCGGCUUCACCGGCAAGCUGCUCUCGGCCUACUACGCCAAGACCUACGGGCCAUCCGGGCAUUCGGUCAAGUACGCCCUGGGCGGUCGGAGCAAGACCAAGCUCGACAAAGUAGUGGAAGACAUAGCCGAGAAGUUGGGCGACAAGAUGAUCAAGAACACGCCGCUGGUCAUCGGCGACGCGAGCGACAAGGCCUCGAUGAUCGAGGUGGCCAAGCAGACGAGGGCCGUCGCAUCCGUCGUGGGACCCUUUGCCCAACACGGAGAGGUAAGGGACAUGAGACAGACAGGAGCUCAUGGCUGUUGAGGUUAUGUAUGUAUGUAUGUGUGUGUGGAUGCAGCCGUUGGUGGCGGCGUGCGCCGAGGCGGGCACUCACUACGUGGACAUCACCGGCGAGUUCACCUUCAUGCGCAAGAUGAUUGUCAAGUACUCCUCGGUGGCCGAGCAGAAUGGCGCCAAGAUCGUCCACGCCUGCGGCUUCGACUCGGUGCCCUCGGACAUGGGCGCAUUCAUGGUGGGUCACAGUGACUGCCACAGACACACACACACACACAUAUACCUCUCUGGCCGGCCACACACCUCUCUCGUGUCGGUGUAUACGACUGACAGGUGCAAUCCUUCGCCAAGGAGAAGUUCGGCCGUCCGUGUGAGUCCGUGCUGCUCUACAUGAUGGACGCUGCGGGGGGGUUCAGCGGCGGCACCCUCCACUCGCUCAUGGGGAUGUACGAGGCGCCCAAGGAGGAGCAGCAGCGGUACGCCUCCAAGGACUACCUUGUGGCACCCAAGACAGAAGACGCACUCGAUUUGCCGCCCAGCAAGUACGAAAGAGGCCCGAAGUGCGUGUGGGUGGAUGGGCAUUCAUCCCUCGUCCUUGGCCUGUGUGUGUGUGUGUGUGUGUGUGUGGUGUGUGGUCAGGGAAUGGUUGCUGGCUGGCACCAAGUUCCAGUGGGACGAUGACAUGCAGGUCUACACCGCCCCAUUCGUCAUGGCAGGCGUCAACGUCAAAGUCGUGCGGUCAGAAACACGACGCACACCACAUAAGACGACGACAGGCGAGCAUCCACUCUGUGUGUGUGUGUGUGUGUGUGUGUGCAGACGCACGGCAAGUCUGCUCAAGGAGCUGUACGGUGAGGAGUUCAGCUACGACGAGUGCGCGGGCAUCAAGAACCGCCUGGCGGCCAACGUGGCACUGGGCGCUUUCACGGCCAUGGAGUACCUCAACAGCUUCACCAUCGUCCGCUCCAUAGCCAAGCGACUCGUGCCACAAGGUGACCUACAAGGCCUCCACCAGCACACACGUCGUCAAUGAAUGUCUCCCUCCUGUCUGUUGGUUGAUGUGCAGGUUCUGGUCCGAGUGAGAAGGUCAUGACCAGCGGCUAUUUCGACGCCAGAGUCGUCGGCAAGACCAAAGACGAAAACGGGGUCAUCCGCAAAGUCGUCGCCACAGGUCUGACAAUGCACACACACAGAGAGAGAGACAGAGAGAGAGGGGGACACCAGAUCAUCCGUCUGUGUGUGUGUGUGCGAUGAUCGAUCAGUGGGCAGCAAGCUCGGCGACCCUGGGUACAUGGAGACGGCCAAGAUGGUGGGCGAGAGCGCCCUGUGCGCCGCACUGGACGGCUCCACCACCCCGUCCACCUACGGCGUGCUGACCCCCGCCACCGCAUUCGGCGACGCACUCAUCAAGCGGCUCAGGAACGCUGGCAUGACAUUCGACGUGGAAGAGCUGGGAGCAGGUAGACGAGACGGCGACACACACACCGUUCUGUUGUUGGCAACAAUUUGAUGGUGUCGGUCUGUUUGUGUGCGUGUGUGCAGCUGAGGCGCCCCCAACCAGCGCGUAAACGACCUGCGAGCGAGGGAGAGGGGAGAGUGUGUUAG
Vitrella brassicaformis is the source of this 2132-nucleotide messenger RNA. The record is from the annotation of a GenBank genome assembly. NCBI's taxonomy places the organism in Eukaryota, Vitrellaceae.